GUCUUGUUUAGUUUUGUCAAGGAAAUUAAGAAUUUAUAUACAUUCCUUUGCAGUGAUGCAAGCACGAAUGGGAAUUGUAUGCUGUUUCAUGGGUACCACGAAAUAUUACAUAGCGGCAUCCAGGGUUUUUGAAGUAGCAAAAAUAUUAUUGCUGUAACUUUUACAGGAGGAGAUUUCUUUUAAAGUUGAAAUCAGAGUUUUGUUAUUUUAGUGGUUUCCAAUGAAUUCCAAUAUAAUCUUUAUUUUCAUCUUGCGCAUAUUAACAAAAAUGUUACAUGUUCAUACAGCGUUAUAUAACUACGAAAAGAACCCAAAUUUGUAUACCUUGUAAAUGUGCACAUUCAUACUUUUGAUUGAACACACUUUUGUCAUAUUUGUGUUUUGUGUUCGUAAAACUGUAAAAACUAUCAUUGGGCUGUAAAACACAAAUGUUCCUCAGCUUUUAUGACAAAGUACUCUCAGAAAUGGAAGUCCAUCAGCUGUUUACCAAGGAUGUAAAAUGAAGAACAUAUGUUUGUUGAACUUGGUUAAUCUUUGAAGCAGAUUUUGAAACUGUUGUCAGUUUGCAAGAAGAUGGUGAAACACUUUUUGUGUAGUUCAACUUACUGUUCAUGCAACAUUUUGUUCAGCAUGUUAGCAAGUUAGUUUGUUUUAGGUUAUGUUAAAAUAAUAAACUUAUCGAUCUUCCACGUCUACAGUCCAGCAGGCUGUUAAAGUAUCACGCCAGUGUUUGUAGUUGAUAAAUUAGAUUUCACAACCCACAAGCUAAUGCAGCUGUUGCAAUUGCAGGAUGACUACAAAACCAAGGAGAGAAUGUUGCAGGCGUGAUAUGAACUCUGAUCCAGCGUACGUGGUUGACCUGACUAUAGACUCUCCUAUGAAUCAUCCCAUACAACAUGAAUCCUUGCCUCAACGACGGGCCAGAAUGCAGAGGAGAGAAGGUGUCCCUGUGAUUGAUGACAUCAUUGAUAUUUCCACACCGGUGAAACAGAAAAGGGUAGAGGAGUCACCUAGGAAAUCCUGCAGGAAGAAAGUUGAAAAAAAGUCUUCAUUGGUAUGUGGAAUGUGUCCGGUUUGUAUGGAGGAUCUGGAAUUCGUUAAUCCAACACCAGAGAGGCAAGUCAUGUCAACACUGUGUGGGCACACCUACUGUCGUGCAUGUAUUGAGCAGGUCCUCGAAAAGAAGGAGGAGUGUCCCAAGUGUCGUAACAGGCAGACAGUUGGAGAUAUUCAUCCCUUGUACAUGUAGUACGGCAGAAUUCCAUGUGUUGUAUUUUGUUUUAUAGAUCAUUUAAUCAGAAUUUCAAUGACUAAAUUUGUAUCAAUGUAUUACUUUACUUACUGAAGAGUUUGAUUAGCUUUUAAGGUUUUGUUUAUGCUUUGUGUGGGUAAAUUGUCUUGCAUGUGUUAGUAAAGGUGAAUUAAAUUAAA
Zootermopsis nevadensis is the source of this 1431-nucleotide messenger RNA. RefSeq lists its product as uncharacterized. Lineage: Eukaryota; Metazoa; Arthropoda; Insecta; Blattodea; Termopsidae. The record is from RefSeq and is a predicted model, not a curated record.